CCGCUUUCCCACAAUCCUAUGCGGAGCACAGUGCAGGAAUUACAGACGACGGGGCCUAGUAAUGAGUUCCGUGUCACCAUGGGAACCCCGCACGGUUUACUUCUCGGUUGCUAAGUAACGCAACUAGAGGCUUGUGAGCGGGCUGCGUCUCCUGCCAGAAAAUGUCUGCUGAUCUACAAGAAGAAGAAAUGUCCCAUAAUGCAGUGGAAGAAGAUGUCCCACGUGAAGGUAAUGAAGAGGGAGAAGAAGCAAGUAAUGAAGAUCAGUUAAUGUCUCCAGCAUUAGGACCUCCUGAGGAACAGGAACAGCACCCUGAAGCCACUAUUGGAGAUUUCGAGGAGCAAGUAAAUGUAUGCAGAAGUGAAGAAGAUAGUCCUAAUGCUUCACAUGACAAAAUGUCUCACGAUAAAGAGCAGGAAGCCACUGAGGAUCUUACAGAUGAAGAUACUUCUCAAAGAGGAAAAGAUCAGUUCGAGGGUGGAAAUCCUGAGGAAGAAUCAUGCAAAAUGUCUGAUAACAACCUUACAGAAAGCCAAUGGUCAGGUGAAAGAAAUAAUUGUGUCUCAUUAUCUGAUGAUGUAAAUGACAAAGAAGAUGCACAAGAAAAAGCAGUCCUAGACGUCUCAGCCACUGAAGACUCACCUGUCUACACCGCCACUCCGAGGACUGUGUUCGAAGAUGAACAUCCCAUUUCUACAGAUAAACCUUUAAAUUUAGCCUGGUCUUUUGGCAUGAAUAGCAAUAUCCCGAUUUAUAAUCUUCACGAUGAAGAGCAUCAAGUGGCUGUUUAUGUAUGUGCCCAUACUGCUGUAAUCCAUGAUUUCACUCUGAACCGUCAGCGCCAUCUACAGGGUCACUGCAGCUGUAUUUCCUCUUUGUGUGUUAGUGAGGACAGACGAUGGAUUGCUACAGGGGACCAAGGGCCAGAAAGUCUCCUCAUUGUUUGGGACUCAUUUUCAGGAAUUCCUGUUCAUACCAUAUUUCAAAGUCAUCCUCAUGGGGGCGUAAUUGCCAUAGCUAUGUCUCGUAAUGCCAAGUACUUGGCGACUAUUGGAGGUGGUACAGUUCAGAAAGUCUGCAUUUGGGAUUGGACAACAGGGUCUGAAAUGCCUAUUUGUACAACUGAGCUGAAUUCACAGUUUGGCCUUCAGAAAUAUAUUAUAUUUAAUCCUGAAGACGAUGCACAACUGAUCACCAACAGUGAAACACAAGUCAUAUUUUAUUCCUGGGAUAAGUCUUGUCUGGAAUAUGUUGCACCUCCGUUGAACGAUGAGACAUUUAACAAAGCGGUGGGAACUUUCAGCCAAUCGGUUUUUGAUUUCAGCAAUGUACGAUCCUUGACAGCUACAUCUGCAGGGAAGCUGGUUGUCUGGGAGACCACCAAUACCCCACUGAUCAGAACAAAGUCUCCCAUAAAGCCACAUAAUAAGAAAGCUUUAAAGUUGAUGCAUCUGCAGAAAGAUGCCAUUACUGUGCUCACUACCCAUGACAGGUAUUAUGUUACUGGUGAUACUCGAGGACAUGUGAAAUUCUAUGACCAGCAACUGCAGCUUGUAAAUUGGUACAGCCAUCUUAAUCUGACACCUAUCUAUUCCAUGUCAUUCUCGAAAUCUCCCCCUAUAGCAGCAAGUGAGAAUACAAGAUAUCCUGAGGACUGUUCUAUCAAAGGGGAACAGUUUGCUAUCAGCAAUUUCAUUGUAUCCACAUCAGAUGGUAUGGUUCUGCACGUGUUUACUGAUGGUACAAUGCUGAAGAAAAUGUUGCAUGAGCCCAUUGAAGCCGUUCACGCGCUUGCCUGUCACCCAACCAUGACCCAGAUUGCUGUUGGAAGUUAUAAUGGAUUAUUGAAGGUCUGGGAUUACAAAGAUAGAAAAUGCUUCAUCAGUAGGAUCUUUGGAAAAGAUAAAUUCUUACAUUGCCUUGCUUAUGACCCUAAAGGUUUCUUUUUGGCAGCUGGAUUUACAGAUGGAAGUGUACAUAUUUUGGAUGCUGUGACACUAGAAGAUGAAACCAAAGAACCUUUCAAGUAUGCAAAAGGAUCAAUAACUCAUGUCACCUUCUCACAUAAUUCACAUUACCUUGCUACCGCAGAUCAAGAAUUCACAGUGACACUGUUUCAGCACAUAAAACAAAUUGAUGGAGGAAGAGCAUCCUGGGAAUACAUUGGCAGAUAUCGGAGUCACUAUAAACCUAUACAGAAUUUAAUUUUCGGCAUUCAUCUGGAUAGCAGUGAACCAAGGCUCAUGUCACUUGGGAUGGAUCGGAUGUUGGUGGAAUAUGAUCUUAUGAACAGCAGUAAAGACCAUCUUGUAAUUCAGAGUAGUGACCGUAUAGACCAGAGUGCUGUUCCACAGUGUUUAGUUUGGUAUCCUCCUCUUACUAAAGAAAGCUUUAUUUUUGUUGCCAACAAUGAGUACAAAAUGAAACUUUACAACGCAACUACUAAAAUGUGCAGAAAGACUCUCUUGGGGCCAACAUUUGGUUCUCCGAUAAGAAAAAUGGAAGUGUUUCCUUCUUCUAGUCAGGAUUCAGGAAAAGGCUACCUGGCAUAUAUUACAGAUGACAAGGUAGGACUUCAAAUUCUACCAGUUGAUGGCAACCCUCACAAAACAAUGGCUCUCAUUUGUCAUCCGGAUGGCGUAGCUAAUAUUGUUUGUUCAAGUGAUGGUCAGUAUGUGUUUACUGCUGGAGGAAAAGACUGUACAGUAAUAAUGUGGAAAACCAAUGUACAAUCUUUAGAAGCUGUUGCUUCACUUGGAGGAGAAGAUCUAAUUCCAUUCUAUGGAAUGUUACCAAACGGAAGAGAUGGAGCAUUAUUUAAGGAGCUGGAAGAUUACUUUUACUAUGCACAACUGCGUAACCAGGGUAUUGAUACAAUGGAGACCAGACAAGUUUCGACUCAUAUUCCCUUGAAAGAAGUUCCUUUCGUCAUGCGAGCACUGGGAUACUAUCCAACAGAGCAAGAGGUGGAAAAUAUGCUGAAUGAAGUGAAAUUUAGUGAAUAUGUAAAUACUGGACGGCAAGUCACGCACAUUAACCUGGGUGACUUCAUAAAGCUUUACAUCAAUCACAGACCUGCCUUUGGAUUAAGUUUGCAAGAGCUACAACAAGCUUUUCAAGUUCUUGGUUUCACUAAGGAGAACGGGGAGCAGGCUAUAAACAGAGGACACUUAUUGCAGCUGCUACAGACAAGAGGAGAACAUAUGACAGAAGAAGAACUUGCAGAUUAUCUCAGCACCUUGUUAGGGCUAAACCCAGAAGGAGGAAGUUCUGAAUUGGGAAGCUCCUACAGUACAGGUAUGGCAGAACUGCUUGAACAGGAAAUACCAGAGGAAAUCACAACACAUAUGUUGGCUGCAGAUAUUCUUGGUUUACCAGUGAGUGGAUCUGACGAUAAUGGAGAAUGCUCACAAAACCCAGAGGUUGCAGUUUGUUAGCUGUUAUCCGAUAUGUCUUUUUAAUGUCAAUGGUACACAAAACGAACACUUAUCAAGUACAUGUACAGGCAAUGCAUCAUUAUUACUUGUGUAAAUUAUAUUACAAAUACAGAAAGCAGA
Hyla sarda is the source of this 3557-nucleotide messenger RNA. It is a transcript of the gene CFAP251, whose product is annotated as cilia and flagella associated protein 251. The record is from RefSeq and is a predicted model, not a curated record. The transcript has 22 exons. Gene Ontology annotation, cellular component: sperm flagellum. Lineage: Eukaryota; Metazoa; Chordata; Amphibia; Anura; Hylidae. Bases 162 to 3437 code for a protein of 1091 amino acids. Gene Ontology annotation, molecular function: protein binding.